UAAAGUGGUCACUCGAAUAUCUUUUCAUUAGAAUAGACAAUCUUUGAAUAUAGUGAGCCUGGAACGCGACCACGGAUUCUUUACAGCAUGCGCCAUUAGAUGAGCGCGGGGAACAAGACGCAGCAACAGUAUUUUCGAACUCGCGUACAUUUUUCUCAGCACAUCAAGGUUAUUUAAAUUGUCUGUUUACACAGUUUCUACUGCUUUGGGGUAUCAAAACCCACAUUUGAAGUUACAUGUAGCUAUUGUUUGUUUGCUAUUAGCAACGCGGAAGGAAAACAACUAGAGGCCUACUAGCUAACGUUAGCUAUCCUGUUAGCUAGUUUGUGGCAACAAGACACCCUCAGGAGUCCGUCUUGUUUGAGAAGAAACAACACAUUUUUCAGUGCUCCAUCAUGGCUGAUGACUUUGAUAUAGAAGCAAUGCUUGAGGCUCCGUAUAGAAAGACUUGCCUAACGAUAUCUCACCUCUACUUCCAUGAAUUCCAGUGUGAUCUGUCAAAAAAUGAAGGAUGAGAUCAAGCCCAGUAGUCCCAAUGGCCAUGAGGAGCGCAGCAAGAAGAAAAAGAAGAGCAGGAGCCGAAGCAAAGACCGGAAGAGAAGCAAGAGCCGUGAUCGCAAGAAGAGCCAUGACCACAAGAGGAGCCGCAGCCGCGAGCGAAAGCGGAGCCGCAGCAAGGAGAGGCGCCGGAGCCGCACCCGGAGCAGGGAGCGCAGCGGCCGCUACAGGGACCACAAGACUACCUUCUCUGGGCCGAAAUUUAACGGUGGUUCCAGAGGGAAGAUUGGCCCUCCACCUGUCAUCAAGCUAAGCCGAAGGCGUUCCAGAAGCCGAAGCCCUUUCAAGAAAGAGAAGAGUCCUGUGAGGCAGCCAAUUGACAACCUGACUCCAGAGGAAAGGGAUGCUCGCACUGUGUUUUGCAUGCAGCUGGCAGCCAGAAUCCGUCCACGAGACCUGGAAGAGUUCUUCUCUGCAGUGGGAAAAGUGAGAGAUGUGCGCAUGAUCUCUGACAGAAAUUCGAGGAGGUCGAAGGGAAUAGCUUACAUUGAGUUUGUGGAGGCCAACUCUGUGCCGCUGGCUAUAGGAUUGUCUGGUCAGCGACUUCUGGGGGUGCCAAUCAUUGUUCAGGCCUCGCAGGUAAUGGCUGAAAAAAACAGGGCUGCUGCCAUGGCCAACAACCUGCAGAAGGGCAACGCUGGACCGAUGAGGCUCUACGUCGGAUCCUUACACUUUAACAUCACAGAGGAGAUGCUGAGAGGAAUUUUUGAGCCUUUUGGAAGGAUUGAGAGUAUUCAGCUCAUGAUGGACAGUGAGACUGGAAGAUCUAAAGGAUAUGGCUUCAUCACUUUCUCGGACGCAGAGUGUGCCAAGAAGGCCCUGGAGCAGUUGAACGGGUUUGAGCUGGCCGGCCGGCCCAUGAAGGUGGGCCAUGUCACGGAGCGCACAGAUGCCUCCACCGCCAGUUCAUUCCUGGACAGUGACGAGCUGGAGAGGACGGGCAUUGACCUAGGCACCACCGGGCGCCUGCAGCUCAUGGCCAGACUGGCUGAAGGCACGGGACUGCAAAUUCCUCCAGCCGCACAGCAAGCCCUACAGAUGAGUGGGGCCAUUGCUAUUGGUGCCAUGGCUGCUGUAUCAGCUGCCAUGAAUCCUGCUAUGAACAUGAACAUGAAUAUGAACAUGAAUACAGCUAUGAACUUGCCAUCCCAGCCACUUGCUACACACUGUUUCCAGCUGUCUAACAUGUUCAACCCUCAGUCUGAAGAUGACCCAGGCUGGGAUGUUGACAUUCAGCAUGAUGUCAUUGAGGAAUGCAACAAACAUGGAGGAGUUGUGCACAUAUACGUCGAUAAGAAUUCCACUGAAGGCAACGUGUAUGUGAAAUGUCCAACCAUUCCUGCUGCCAUGGCUGCAGUAAACGCAUUACAUGGUCGAUAUUUUGCAGGUAAAAUGAUCACAGCGGCAUACGUCCCUCUCCCGACAUAUCACAACCUUUUUCCUGAUUCUGUGACGGCUACCCAGCUCCUGAUCCCUCCUGCUCGCCGAUGAUCUCACAGCGAGACACAAACUGAUUUGUUGGACACUGUAUAAUUGAUUAUUUUCUCUUUUUAAAAGUUUGACAUUUUAUUGUCGAUGGUCUGUUUUUCAUUCCUGCAAGUUAUGGCAGUUAGUUUUUCUUUUGUUAGUAGAUGAAGUAAGAUUUUAUUUUUUUCAGUGCAUUUCUUUUUUGUCGAGACUUUCCUUACGUUGGUGGCGAAAAGAAUCAAAGCUUUAUUUGCGUAGCCACAUCCAACAGUGUUGGUGGAGUUUCAGCCAGUCUAAUAAAGGGAUUAUAGUCCCUGAAGAGUUUGUUGGUGGAGUUUCAGCCAGUCUAAUAAAGGGAUUAUAGUCCCUGAAGAGUUUAUUGGUGGAUCUGGACAAUUUACCAUUUUAUCUUUUGUAAAAUGUAUUCUUGUUCAUACAAUGUCUUGUGUUUGAUCGCUUUGAUGGGCAUGUUUUCCCUGAAGUGUACAAUUUAAGACACCCAGACACAAGAAAAGAGGAUAUUGAUUAUUUUUGGAGAAAAAAUACAAUUCGAACAUUGCAGUUUCAAUUAUACAUCAGAAUAUUAUUCAAUGUUUUAAGCUCCAUGAGCUCUGAAAACGUAAUGACUGAUUUCAGUUGUGCUCAUUUAGAGACAUUUGGUUUUUCAGUAUCUGUUUUCUAAUCAAGAUUUGAUUUUGUAAAGACCUUGAUUAAAAUGUAUUUUAAAGUCA
Messenger RNA from Oncorhynchus mykiss (rainbow trout), 2756 nucleotides. RefSeq names its product RNA-binding protein 39. The record is from RefSeq and is a predicted model, not a curated record. Lineage: Eukaryota; Metazoa; Chordata; Actinopteri; Salmoniformes; Salmonidae. Gene Ontology annotation, cellular component: nucleus. Gene Ontology annotation, biological process: mRNA processing. Gene Ontology annotation, molecular function: RNA binding.